This is a messenger RNA of Ascochyta rabiei, 1461 nucleotides long. RefSeq lists its product as uncharacterized. The transcript is spliced from 3 exons. Gene Ontology annotation, biological process: secondary metabolite biosynthetic process. Bases 1 to 1461 code for a protein of 486 amino acids. Lineage: Eukaryota; Fungi; Ascomycota; Dothideomycetes; Pleosporales; Didymellaceae. Gene Ontology annotation, molecular function: FAD binding; monooxygenase activity. The record is from RefSeq and is a predicted model, not a curated record.
AUGGAGGCUAAGCCUCUGGGGUCCUACGAGAAGACUGGUAUCGAUGUCUUGAUUGUAGGCACUGGUCUGGCAGGGCUCGUUGCUGCACUCGAAUGCACACGCAAAGGACACAAUGUUCGCGUCCUGGAGAAGAACGCCGAUAUCAACACAGCUGGUGACAUGUAUUUCAUGGGUCUCAGCGCAACGCGCUUCCUGAAGCACUGGCCAGAGCUUCUCGAAGAGUACAAGAAAAUCUCACUUCAUAAUGCGUGGAUUGAGACAUUUAAGCACUCCGGCGAGGUUGUCAUCUCCCCGAAGAAGGUCGCCGACCGUCUGCGAGCGCAAGGGCUGGACCCGGACACUCCACCUGGCGAAUUUCAGAUGCGCCCACUUGUUUACCGCAUGUUCGUCAGCGCAGUAGAGAAGCUUGGUGUUUCGGUCGAGUUCAACUGCAAGAUCGUGGACUACUUUGAGGAUGAAUCGACUGGCAAGGGUGGGUGCACUACAGAAGAUGGAAAGCGAUACGAGGCCGAUAUCGUUAUCGCAGCUGAUGGUGUGGGAUCGAAGAGUCAGAAGUUGGUCGGUGGACAGGUGCGCGCACAGCCGUCUGGACGGGCUAUGUGGCGUGCUGCCUUCCCUAUCCAGGAGCUUGACAAAAAUCCGAAAGUCAAGGAAUUCUUCAAGAUGAUGCCCGGCAACGAGCCGAUCGUAAGGACAUGGCUGGGCCCAUCCACCUACGCUCUGACAUUGACUCGUGAGGAUGUCAUGGUUUGGAUCAUGAACCAUGAUGUCACCGGCACCGAGAAGGAGAGUUGGAACAAUACCGUCGAAAAGGACGAAGUCUUGGACGGCAUGGACAAGAUGCCGGGCAUGGAGAAAGUCAAGUGGGCACCCAUCUUCAAGGAGCUCGUCGAUGUCACACCGCCCAACACCAUCGUCAACUUCGAACUUCUCUGGAGAAACCCCCAGCCCGUGUGGGCAUCUCCUGCCGCCCGCGUUAUCCAGAUCGGUGACUCCGCGCACUCAUACCUUCCAGCUUCCGGCAACGGAGCCACACAGGCCAUCGAAGAUGCUAUUUCAAUCGCCUCUUGCCUACAGAUUGGUGGAAAAGAGAACAUUCCUCAGUCUGUUCGCGUGCAUCUCCGCUUCCGAUUCAUUCGCAACUCAUGCGCCCAAAAACUUGGGUUCUCCAACGCUGAGCUCCUCCAGGACACUGAUUGGGACAAGGUUAAGCUUGAUCCCCGCCGUGCCGCGCCUAAACUACCGAAGUGGGUGUGGUCGCACGACCCUGAGGCGUACGCAUACGAAAACUACCACAAGGCUGCCGAGAGCAUCAAGAAGGGUAUUGACAUGGCGGACGAGGACAGCUACGAGCCCAACUACCCCAAGGGUUACAAGUACGAGCCUUGGAGCAUCGAGAAGAUUAUGGAAGACAUGAGGGCUCAGAAGCCAAUCGAUCUCGGUCCAGGUGACUGGGAGUAA